AAGCAGCAUCUAAGCACAUCUAGAAACUAAGCAAGUGCUGAAGGAGGGAGAAUUCUGAGAAUGGAAUAGCCCUUCAUGAACUCCCCUGUGAGUUCCUCAGCGGAGGGGUGCAGGAUCAAUGGGACAGCUAGCCCAGUCUCCUUUUUUGUGUUGACAAUAUGUCAAGUGGACAGAAGCUGCCUGGGCCUGGUAGUAAAGACCGUUUGGAAUCAAAAAGAACCCCUUCACUUUCUACAUCCCAGCCAGUGGAUCCCAACUCUUCCAGCUUGCUUCUCACUGAAGAAAACGUCAAGAAACUGCAAGAGAAGAAUUCUGCUUCUAAAUCUGCCCUUGCUAGAGAGUCAAUAGAAGCGUUCAUUACACAGAGCAAUCUCUUUCUGAAUAAGAGUGAAGCUAGUACAAGUCGAAGCAAGGAGCAAAGUCUGUCCGAUGAAAAAGAACCAAAGGCAGCUUCUGUUGUUAUCCAUGUAGAGGACACACGUGAAGAUGUCUCAGAAAACACUGAACAAUCCUCAAAAAAAGGUACCUGUAUAUUAUUCCCUGAUUCCCAGACAAGAUCUCCAUCAUCUUCAGUUCUUGAGUCUCAAACAUCAAUGAAAGCAGAGUUGCCAACAAUAAGAUGUGGUGUUACAGAUGUGGAAACUCAGACAGAAUGGAGUUACUCAGACAUGAGUUCAGAAGAAAAAAGGAGAAGGAAGGUGGAGCAGGCAAGCAAGAUUGUCAAGGAGAGACCUUUGGUUGGAGAAAGUGAGGAGCUAAUAGUUCGCAGCAUAUUAGAAAAAAAAGAUGUCGCUGAAGUGGUCAGUGAAGAGAGUUCUGAAGAUCACGAGUCAGAUAUUGAGGAUCAUUCUGAAACCGAUCUUUGCCUUCUCGGUUGCUGUGAGUUUUGCGCCACGGCACUGAACCCUUUACCAACAGCAGAAUUCCUGGAUGAGAGGCCAGAGAAAAUGGAAUGUCUUAUGUGUUGCAGGACAUACAAGGACAUUUUCCAAUGUGUAGUUCAGGAGCUCAUAGAAAACAGCCCCGAAGGAAGUACAAUCGACAUCACUCCUCACCGACACCAAUCGGAAGGCUCUUGGCUAGAGAACAAGACUAAAAGGACACUGAUAAAAGAGAUUGAAGACAAAGGGGGCAUUGAUCAGUACAGGGACGUCUUUGAGCAAUAUAUAAAGUUUGGGCCAUGUAUGAAACUCAGAUUCAAAUUAUCAGAUUAUCCACCCAAACCCAAAAAAGUCCGUAAGAAAGCUCCAGAGCCCAAGGAAAUACUGACUUUAGAUUUGGAGUUCAAAGCUGAACAGUUAAAGAUUUGCCAUUCUACCAAGCCUGUGAAAAGAUAUUAUUCUGAUGGGAAGAUAUUCUAUCUACUUUUCCCAGAUGGAACUGGCCAAGUUUAAUAUCCGACAAUAACAAUCAUGAAGCCAGAUUAGGAAUG
This is a messenger RNA of Podarcis raffonei (Aeolian wall lizard), 1432 nucleotides long. RefSeq lists its product as uncharacterized. The transcript has 13 exons. The coding region runs from base 159 to 1394 and encodes 411 amino acids. The record is from RefSeq and is a predicted model, not a curated record. Lineage: Eukaryota; Metazoa; Chordata; Lepidosauria; Squamata; Lacertidae.